AAGUGCGGGGCGAUGGAGACCCAGGUCGCUUUCCCCCGGCUCAGACCAAGGCCCUGCGAGGUUCCCAGCAGCCGCAUCCCCGCGCACCCACCUCUGCCCGGUUUCCUGAGCCCGCGGCAUGAACCGCAAGAAGUUGCAGAAGUUGACGGACACCUUAACGAAAAAUUGCAAGCACUUUAAUAAAUUUGAAGUGAAUUGUCUUAUAAGACUUUACUAUAACUUGGUGGGAGAUAUAACAGAGCGACAAGGCACAGUCAAUGGACUGGAUCGUAAUGCAUUUCGAAACAUCUUGCAUGUGACAUUUGGGAUGACAGAUGACAUGAUUAUGGACAGAGUAUUCCGAGGUUUUGAUAAAGACAAUGAUGGUAAUGUAAGUGUAUCAGAGUGGGUAUACGGAUUAUCACUGUUUCUUCGAGGAACUUUGGAAGAAAAAAUGAAAUAUUGCUUUGAAGUGUUUGAUUUGAAUGGCGAUGGAUUCAUUUCAAAGGAGGAAAUGUUCCACAUGCUGAAGAACAGCCUUCUUAAACAGCCAUCUGAAGAAGACCCUGAUGAAGGAAUCAAAGAUUUGGUUGAAAUAACACUUAAGAAAAUGGAUAAUGAUCAUGAUGGAAAACUGUCCUUUUCAGACUAUGAACAAGCUGUGAGAGAAGAAACUCUUCUACUGGAAGCUUUUGGACCAUGUCUACCUGAUCCAAAGAGCCAAAUGGAAUUUGAAGCCCAUGUAUUUAAAGAUCCAAAUGAAUUCAUUGAUUAAAUGAAUAACUAAUGUCUGUUUUGUAUAAAAAAAAAGGAGGUGUAUAUGUAUUGUAUAUAUAUUUUUUAUACUUAGAAAAAUGAUAUUGAAUGUGUGUUUGGGUGGGGAGUGGUGUCCAUUUACAUAUAUCAUUCAACUUUGGUGUAAGAACCAAGUAAAAGGGAUGUAAGACAAGUUUCUUAUUUGAUGUUGUUGGGUUUGGGUUUAACAUUGCUAGAGGUAUUUUAUACCUUGACAUAUGUUGAAGCACAUAACUAUUGGGAAAGUUUGUAUUAAUGAAAUGAAUAGUGAAAUUAUAUAAUCUUGAAUUAUAGAAGGCAAUUAUUAAGGCAAAUAUUCUUCAUGUCAGAAAAAUGCUAGAUAUAAUAAAAUUAAAAAUCAUAGAAACUACUGAAUGUUUUUGGCGCAGUUAAUAAUUAAGAUGGUAUCUUAAGACACUGGAAUUUAACAUUUAAAUACCGUUCUGGUAGGCACUGAGGGAGAAUUAAAGAGAAGAAAGAAAUGUGUAGCCUAUUUAAUAUGAUCUCUAUUAUUGUUUGAGGCUUUGUUAUUCAACCUGACUAAAUUAUAAGUAUCUGAGGGCUUGGGGUUCUCAUCAUACUCAUCUUUAAAUCUGUCAUAACAGUUGGUACAGUCCUCUGCACAAAACGGCUAUCAAUAAAUACUGUGGGUUGAAAAAUACAAAGUACAACAAGAUAAAUCCAAACUCCUGGCAAGCAGAGGAAGAGGAAAGUGCUGUUUCUUGAGUGUAAUGAACGAUGCAUGGGCACAGCUUUCAGUUUAUUUCUGGAGUCAUCCCAGUUGCCCCCUCCCCCUGCCAUUGCCCUCAGCUGGCAAGCCUGUUCUGGCUUCCUCUCUUUCCUACAUCAGCUCUACUCUGUCCCUGACACUGCCUUGCAUCCUCCCUUAUAAGGAGAUUUGAUUUUCCCUCUGCCCCCUGCCAUCCAGCAGGUUCCUAUGGAAUGAAGCAUGAAAAGACGAGCCUAGUUAUGCUUUUUAAGUUACUGUCUAUCUUUUUAGUAAACAUGCACGAGCAGCAAUUAUAUCUUCUGUCAAUAUGGAAAUAUUUAGAAGCUUCUUGGAUAUUAAAUACCUUUUACUAUAUAAGGUGAAGCAAAAGAUACACUGUAUUAAAAAUGGACAGUUAAAAAUAAGUGGAAUAAGCAAUUCCAAGAAAUAAAGGCAUUUUACUGUCCAAGUAUUUUCUCAAAAUUUUAG
Molecule: messenger RNA, 1972 nt
Organism: Pipistrellus kuhlii (Kuhl's pipistrelle)
Lineage: Eukaryota; Metazoa; Chordata; Mammalia; Chiroptera; Vespertilionidae
Gene: CLXN
Product: calaxin
Exons: 6
Coding region: 119-754 (211 amino acids)
Molecular function (GO): calcium ion binding
Source: RefSeq, a predicted model, not a curated record